UUAUUUGGAUAAAAGGAAGAAAAUGCGUGUUUUUGUUUAUUUCUUGACUAAAAACUAAAGUGUUUAGCUUAAUUAAAUGUAAAGAAAGUUCUUUGCCACUUUAUGCAAACGGGGGAUAAUAAAUAUCAGCGCUUAUUUGAAGCUGCGCAAAGAAAAACACAUAAACACAACAGCGCAUGUCGGUAAUCCAAUGAUUAUGUGUCCUUGGUUAAGGAUUCUGUAUGCAAAUCAAGAAAAAUGUGGCUGCAUAAGGACAUUUUGUGGAAGCAGCUUCUGCUGCUCCUCCUGUUGAUGGUCCCAUUGAGCUCAUCAUUGACAUCAAGUCAAACAGUAGUUCCUCUUAACACAACUAGCAAUGCCGCCAAUAAUGUGCCUAAAGAUGAUCCCAGCGUCUCCAUGCCGCUGCAACAGCAACAAAGCGUAUUCUAUGUCAAUCAUAAUCAGCAGAAUGUGAUCCAGCUGCGACACCAAAUGGAAAGUAAAUUGCGUACCAUACGCAAUGUGGAGAUGCGUGUAUCCAAAAUUCAGGAAAUCUUUGAUUCCAUACACUUUAGCAGUGUAAAUGGCGGCGGAGGAGCACCAACUGCCCAACAGUUUGGCUCUCAGGAUUUGCAAUUGUUUAGUCAGCGACUGGGCGAUAAAUUACAAAAGGCCAGCCACUUGGUGAUGGAUCUAAGAGAUCUCUUUCGUUUCAACUUGACCAAGGUGCUGCAAUAUAGCUACGUUGACCAAGACGACGACGACGAUGAUGAGGGGGAGGAAGAGGAGGUGGAAAGUGAGUUUGAUUUUGAAAUGGAAGAUAUUCCACUGCCAUCACCGGCCACAGAGCAACUGCAGCAUUUGUAUUUAAAUACCCACAUUGAGAACUGUCAGCCCGAUUACGGAGAAGACGGCUCCAUCUCCCACGCCUCGUCAUCCUCUGCCUCCUCCGCCCCGCACUACAAUAAGCAACAAAUUGAAAUUCUCAACUAUCAAAAGGGAAACAAUGAUCAUGCAUCGUUUCUAAAUGAAAAUAAUGGUCGUUCCUUGGCUGUCAAUGAUUACAUUACGGAGCAACUAACUCAAGUCAGGCGACGACUUGUGGAUAAUGAUGAAAGCAAUGAAUCCUCCAACAAGCCCAGCAGUGGCCAUCACUUUAAACAUAUCUAUUUUCUCUCCAAUUCCGAUGGAGCUGCUGGUGGCCUUCAUUUUCGUCAUCUAUAUGUUUCAGCCAUUAAGCAAAAGUUUGUUUUACUUUUGCUCGAUGUUGGCUCCGCUCUGAAUCGGGAAUUGUUUGACCUAACCAAGGGUUUGCUUCAAGAGAUCCUACAAUUACUCGAUGAUAGCGAUAAAAUCUCUUUGAUAACUAUAUCAAAUGAAGCUGAUUUCAUGUACUUGGAUGCUUUUCCCGCCGAGGCUGCUCAUGGUAUAUACAGGACAACACGUGGCCACAAGGAGGAAGUGCUUAAUUACAUCAAUAAUUUGAAUGUGGCCCGUUCUGGCUUACUUACGAAUCAUACUCUAGGGUUUGAGUAUGCCUUCGAGAUGCUACAACGUUUGGAGAAAUCGAAAAUGAUUAACACAGCCGAACAGCCGGUGGAGUUUGUUUAUAUAACACGAGGAUUACUAACCAAUCUCUCCGAUGCCCUGGCUGUGCUACGAGUCCUGGCUGCUGGUCAGGCUAAGCUACAGGCUCCCAUUAUCAUUAAUACCUGCGCCGUGGUAUUGGAUGAGAAAAGGAUUAUGUACGAGAAGCAAUUCCUAAGUGAUGUGGCCUCACAGAAUUACACGAAAUACGACAUAAAUGUUACCCAAUGGUGGCCAAACGGUGGUCAGGAGUUGGCCGGACGUUUCUUUGUCUUGAGCAAGCUGCAAGAGGAAUCUAUGAUACCACAGAUAAGCUCGAAGAUCUUCGCACAUCUCUUUCGCGAACGCUUUCUAACGAACAGGCUGGAAGUGCAUCCUCCUGCUGUGGACUCGGAUAGUGGCGAUGUGCUGGUAUCCCUGACAUAUUCGGUUGCUCCUUAUGGUGUGGUUGGAGUAAAUUUGUACCUGGCCGAUCUGCUUGAGGACAUACUCAAUUACGCUAGUGUUGUGGCACCCGCUUCCAGCAGAUUGGGUAGCAGUUAUGCCUUCCUAUUGGAGCGUUCCACGAGCAAUACUCUAGCACAUCCUGCCUUUCCACGUCCCUUGAUACAACGGGAGACUUCGUAUCCCGUGAACAUAGCCUAUCUGGAGAAUGCCACCGAUUUUGCCAGUGUGAUAAGGGAGCGUCUUCUUCACGAGGAUGCGGGCAAUGCCACAACUCAUGUUUAUGUGGGCAAACAGCUUAUUCAGCGUACUUAUCACUGGCAAUCGGUGAGGGGUAUCUAUGUCCUCUGUCUGGUUAGCAAUGGAAAUGAUCCUCUGAGGAAUACCUCUUCGAAUCAGAGAUUUAAUCUAAAGGAUGGGGUAAAUAACUACGAGCAGGCUUAUUAUGGCGACGGGAUGGAUUUGCUGUACCAUCGUUUGGACUUGAUGCAGAAUUCUGCCGGAACUUGUCGAUACUUUCGUCAAAUGGCCACAAUGGAUGCUCCCACUCUCUUUCUAAGUGCCGCCGCUUUCAAAUCACCAUUUGGUUUCCUGCAGAAUAAUCGUCCGCGCACGCAGCUACCCAAAGUGGAUACGAUAUUGGCCUAUUUGAAGGUGGGCCUUAUAGCCAAUCCUGGCCUGCGUCCACGGAUACGGCACGAGGUGAGCGUUUUAUAUCAGGCAAUGCUUCAGUUGCGACGUCGUCAUCAAGAUGCACGUGGUUCAUUGCGAGGACAUAUCAUUCGCCGCUAUAUAGCGAGCGUGAGUGGAGUACUUCAAUUGUAUCCUGGCUGCCUGUUAAGCAGCACCUAUGAUCCCACGCGGAGACCGUGGUUCCGUCAGGCUAUGGCUCAACCUGGCAAAAUAGUGAGCACUGCUCCGUAUUUGGAUGCAGGAGGUGCUGGUUAUAUCAUCACAUUGGCCCAUACGAUAUUCGAGGGUAAGUCGCAUGCUCUGCAUUCGGCCCAGCAGGAUAGACCUGUUGCCGUGGUGGCUUUGGAUGUGCCCUAUGCCUUCUAUUAUCGCUUGAUUCUGGACAGUACUCCGCUGUGUCAAUUGCCCCACAUGAAGUGCCUGAUAUUCGAGCAUGAGGGCUAUCUGAUGGCCCAUCCCAGUAUGCUGCAGCCGGCCACGCCUCUGAAGAAUCAGCGAAGACCACACGAGCAUUUGACCCACAAGGAGUCCUAUUUGGCCAAUGAUGUGCUCAAUCAUGUCCAAUUGGUUAGGAAACUUGGCUGUGCAAGCUAUCAGAAUCGAACGCUGCAGCGUUAUUAUGCAUUCAAUACGUCCAUGACGACGAUUGUGACCAAUCUGCUGCAUGGCGAGAGAACGAAAUACGCGCUGGCUCUGAUCCGGGGAAGCAAUCUCUUUGCCGCCGUUCUCAAUUCCAGCUGCGACGUGGGCCCCUUUUGCCCGUGCAGUACCAUCGAUCGAGUGUGCCUCAAUUGCAAGCGUAUGGAUCAAACGGAUUGCGAAUGCCCAUGUGAAUGCCCCAUGGACAGUGAUUCACCCGAUAGCUAUGCCAACUAUACGCAACAGUUUGCCUAUUGUUCACCGAGAGGAGAACAUUUCAUAGCCCUGCCGCCGACACAGCAAUUGAUCAGCUCUCUGCCCAGUUGUGCAAGUCCAUUUGGCGGUGGAGGAGGAUGCGAAUCAUUUGCCACACAGAGAGAAUGCCUUGGCAUAAUGGGUUGUGAAUGGUGUCAGCAGGAUGUGGAUGGAAAUACAUUCACUUCGGCCUUUUGUUCACCCCAAGCCAGUUGCUUCAAUGGCGUGCUAGCCUCUCUAACACCUUAUGGAGAACUUGAUGAAAUGGAAUUGCUUGCGGCGCACAAUCCACAGCGGGAACAACAUGCAUAUUCGGCUUUUGGCCCGCUGGGAGGAGCAAUAAUUGUACUUGUUAUGGUAAUUGGUUUCGCCAUCUAUUGCUAUCGUCAUAAUUUGGACAAUCAGACGCAAGAGCAUUUCUAUGUGGACUCGGUGCAGGAGGAGAACUAUGGUUUACCCCUGUCGCGUUUUAAUUUCGAUGAUUGUCAAGGGCAUGAUGAUCCUCCACUGGCCAGUGGUGGCUAUGAUCAUGCCGCAGGUCAGCGGCAAUUAAUGCAUGCCGCUGAUAUAUCGCCUUAUCAUGUGUCCAGUGGUAGUAGUUACAGACGACCGCCUAAUGGAGAAUCCGAUCAUGGUUAUAGCACCAUGACGCCGCAUGAGGAUAGCUCUGAUCAGCAAUGCUUCACCCUAGCCGAACCCCUGCUGAUGCAUGAUAAGAGGCAUAGUAAAUCGGAUACCAUGUCCAUUUCCACUUCCAUAUCGAGCCCGACAAAUCGUCAACAAUCAUCCACACAACCGAAUAUACAUCCCUAUCUAAGUAAUCAACCCACUACCAAGACGGAACGCUAUAAACAUCAUCAAGCCACGGGAACGCCUUCACCAUGUCGUGGUCAGACCAUUCUGCCAUCUCUAACAGCUGUGGAUGUUGGAGAGGAGGGGGGAAACUCGUCGUCCACAAGACCGCAAUAUAUCCUAGCACCAGUCACUGUGCAUCGGCAUAUGGAGACUGCCGAGUCGUAGUCUAAUUAAAUAUAUACUUACUUCAUAAGAACGUCCGCGCUUGUUUGCCAAUUAAUUAAGGAUUAAGUUUACUACCCAACCACCUGCCCCUUUCCCUCUCGCUCCACACACCCCUCCUAUUAUUACAUACAGUUCAACUGACCAUCACAUACUUACCUAAGGGACUAUACGAUAACAACAAUUUUUGGAUUUUUGAUAAGAGUAUUUGCAUUUCGAAAGUUUUCUGACCACUUUCUCUCUAUAUAUUAAUCUAAAAUCGAAUCCAAAAUGCAUAAAAAAAUAACAAAGUUGGUUUUUAACAACAAUAUAAAUAAUUCCACACUGUAACUAUAUACAUUUACUAUAUAUAAACAUAUAUAUAUACGAUAACUGUUAAAUCAUUUACAAAACAAAACACCAACUAAAUCUUAACUAAAUGCCAGCCAAUCUAGUUUGUAAGUCGUUUUUAAAAUUUGCCAUUAUCAAUUUUUUAAAUACUUGUUUUUAGUAAGUCGAUUUGUAUUAUUCUAUAUACAUAUAUAUAUAUACCUAUGGUAAUUUAUUGUGAAAAGUAUUAUUAUGCAGCUACUUCAGAUAUUUUUAGCCAUUUUUUUUUGUUUAAUUUUAUGAUACAAAAUAUGUACUUACGAUACGAUAUCAGCAUGUAUACCGUAAACCGUUUUUCGGUGUUUUACUUUAAUUUUUAUGUUUUUUUUUUGUGUGUGUACUAGAACCUAAGUCCAGACAAGUUACUAAAACUACUACCGAUUUUAGUAUAUAAAAGCAAAACCAGGCAAUUAAUGUUUCCAAUAAAAAACUACACAAAAUAUUUGCAUAAAACAGAAA
Messenger RNA from Drosophila willistoni, 5442 nucleotides. RefSeq names its product VWFA and cache domain-containing protein CG16868. Gene Ontology annotation, cellular component: voltage-gated calcium channel complex. Gene Ontology annotation, molecular function: voltage-gated calcium channel activity. The coding region runs from base 238 to 4617 and encodes 1459 amino acids. The transcript has 5 exons. Lineage: Eukaryota; Metazoa; Arthropoda; Insecta; Diptera; Drosophilidae. The record is from RefSeq and is a predicted model, not a curated record.